Messenger RNA from Dreissena polymorpha, 3887 nucleotides. RefSeq lists its product as uncharacterized. Bases 120 to 1289 code for a protein of 389 amino acids. The transcript is spliced from 3 exons. Lineage: Eukaryota; Metazoa; Mollusca; Bivalvia; Myida; Dreissenidae. The record is from RefSeq and is a predicted model, not a curated record.
CAUGUAUAAUCGAUAAUAUUCUGAAAGACCCCAUAGAAUACUUACGGUCAUUGAAAUGUGACAGAGUAGGGAGUUUGCUUCGAAGUUCGUUGGAACCUUGCGUCGCAGACGGUUUGGGAAUGCCAGAUCAUGCUGAAGAAAGCGAUAAUUAUUUUCGAGAAGCUAAACGGACACUGCAUUUGUCUGUUCACAGGCUGCACUAUUCGUUUAUCUGUGAAACAGCAUACCAUUGGAUUGGUCUGCUACAACACGUUAGUGCGGGUGACGAUCUUGAUACAUGUAUAACAUAUCACAGGAGACUUAUCGGGCUCUUGCGAAAUACCACCAAGAUGAGCGAAAUGACGUCACAGCAAUUAAAUUACGUUCAGCAAGCCAGUGAAUAUGUUCUUCCAUUCCUACUCACUAGUUAUGGCUCGCAGCUUGCAUCUAAAUCGUUGUUGCAGCCCAAUGGCGACACAUACGAACAGGCGAUGGCGCAUUUAAAAACUGGCCAACACUCAGACGCACUUUCGGGAUCAAUUAAACUAGCCGCUAUCCUGUAUGCUAUGGAAAAGUAUGAAGACUGUUUGAAGCUACUCAAUGACAAAGAAAGAGAGAUUGCUCCGGAUCUUAUUACUAUCGGUAUGUGUGGCAGAAAGAGGGAAGAUUUUACGCACACAGUCUUGAUCAAUGAUAGACUCGUGAACAAAAUCAUUAACAACAAAAUGACGUCAUCGGAAGUGUUACGCGAGAAUACGUGUGCAUGCGUCAUAUUUCUGCCAUCAGAAAUGCCUUUAAUUCCAAAAGAACUCCAAUACGAGUUGUUCCGCUCCUUUUGUUCUGAGACCGAAUUUAGCCAAGAUGUGAAUUUUUGGUUUGAUUUCGUUGCCGUCGACUCUAAAGUUCUUUUGUACUACAUGCUCUACCUGGUCCACAAGAAGUUGGGACACAGACGUGACAGGAACGAUGCAUUUUUGUUCUUGAACAUUUUUUUGGAGAAAGACUUCAACCUGUGUCAUGCUGAGACUGGCUUUAAUUUAGUGGGAACAAUUCUAAGAGAUAUGGGUCACUUGGAGUCAGCAAUGUCUUUAUUCAAAGAUUCCUGGACGAAAAGGCCUGACCAUAAUGCAGCAAAAUGGCAGGCGCUUAUAACGUGUUACCUUUACUACAGGACUGUAACAGAAGAGGAUUUCAAAAUAGAGCAAGAGUCAUUGGAAUCGGAAGAACAUACAGAGCAUGAGGUUGACGAUGUGGAAAAUGAAGCUGAAAACGAAGAAAAUAUUAUUUACCAGCGAUGUGAGGGUGUUUAAAUCUGAGAAUCGAUUGAUUUGUCGACUUUUUUUACAAUUAAUGGUUUAAACUAGGGGUUGCACCGUGUGUACUUGUGGAUAAAAAAAUGUUACAAAUACAUGCACAAUAAUGCGAUCACAUGUGGUAUAACAAUGAACAUGUAAUUUUUUUUUAUUCUACAGAAAAUGUUUUGAAUAAUAUCAAACAAUCGAAGUAUUAGAAAUGCUUACACAUAUAUGUACUUCAAACAACGAACAUAUUGUAACGGAUUUAACGACUUAUGUUUUUGUCGGAGUAUAUGAAGGAAUAAACUGUCGCAGAAUAAAAUCAAUAAUUGUUAAUAAAAAAGGCAUAAUUAUAACCCAAAACACUGAACAAGAGGGCCAUAAUGGCGCACAUGAAAUCAUACUGUGACAGGUUUAAUAAUUAUGCUAAAUAAACAUAUCUGAAGAUUACGUCUGCAUUUUCGGAGAGGGUAAUGAGACGAAACAAAACUUGUCCGACUGAUGUGAAGGACCAAUGCUACAAGCCACUAGCGCACCAAACCUGGAGUACGUGUCGACAGUAUGUGGACCAUAUACUGCGGCAAACAUAUCCCAGCUAAAAGCAGUACAGCGCAGAGCUGCCUGGUUCGUGAAGGGAGACUACAGGACAACACGCAGCACAAGCCAAACGAUCGCCUCUCUGCGAUCCCUGCAAACCCGGCGUACUGACUCCCGACUGGUAUUGAUGUACAGGAUAACCCACUAUCUCCUAGAAAUACAAGGCAACCUUUACCUCAACCCAGCUACUGUGUCCCUACAGAGAGGGACAUUUGUAUGUUUCCUGGUUCCAAUCUGCCGAAGAGACCUGUACAUGCACUCCUUCUUCCUAGCAGCCAACCGACUCUGGAAACAGCUGCCUUUGACACAGCUUCAACGCCUGCCUGGUCACUCAGUCCUAGAUCAAAAGCACAGUUUUUACCUGAUUUUAUCCUUCAUUUAGUUUUUUCUACCUCACAACGACCUUGUACAGUCACAAUGCGUCAAUGCUGCAGAGAAUCCUUGCACUUGACGGGAAGAAGAAGAUAUUUAUGCUAAUAUACGAAAAAUACCUGGCCAAAAUAUCGUGUAAAUUCGUAAAUUCUGGUAAGAGAAUAUAACAACUAAAAGUGUCAAAUAAGAAAAGCUGUUCAGUGUAUAAUGUAAGUGCAGUUAAAUCAUUUGUUCAUUCGAUAUUAUUUGAACCGCUGAAGCGUGACUAGAUGAUUAAGAAGCCCGAAACCUGCGUGUUACACCUUCCUUAAAUGAUACCGAGAUGCCCUUCAAUGUAGUUCGUUUCAGUUCGGAUCCAAACUUCGUCACCUUUCAUUAGUUCAAUGUUCCAGAACUCGCCUUCAGUGGUGAAAUGCCCGUUGCCAUAUAUAACCAUCGUGUCAAAGUUUUCGCCGUUCUUGACGAUAUGAAAGUACAAAACAUUCAAAACCACGACAAUGACUGACAGAUGGAAACCGUAGACGUUGUUCUUGGAAGCUGAGAAAAUUCCCGUUGUGUCUAUGUACGCACUUCCAGUAUUUGUUUUCACCUGGUCGAACACACUCAUUUAAUGAUGUCUGAUGUUCCUUACGCCAUGUGCCAAAACGCAAGCUGGGAACGCUAAACUGGACGCUUUCACCAGAAAAAGAAUGCUGUCAACGAUCUUGAUUAUCCACGAUAACAGAAACUUUUUAUGAAUAUGACAAAAAGGAACUACUAACAGAAUCAAUACUUUUUAUAAAUGUAUUAUACACGUGAAUGUGUAAUAUUGUUUUCUAGUUACAUUUAUAGCUUUUAUGUUUGGAUUCACCAUGAGAGGAUUUCUCCACUACUUGUUAGCGCUGCUCCGUUAUCUACACACGCACUAAUUAUGGUCAAAUAUUAAUUGCAUUGAAACCAUGACGAAAAAUAUCGAACAAUUGUUGCCUGGAUAAGCUUUUAUUGAUGAAUAUUUUUUAUAAGAAGUUACAAAAUAGCUACAACGAAGUUAUUGAAAAAUAAAAAUGACUGACAAAAUAUACAAAAACAGACCUUAAGCUUGUCCUCUUGAGUCACUAUUUUGCAGGUAAGAACGCGCAUUGUCUCUGAUACGGUGGUAUUUGUACACUGAAUUCCGCCUGUAUGUAUCAAAUUAAUGUAUCCAAAGCCUUACGUAAUUAUAAAAACAAAAAUCGUUGAAGCCAUUUUGGAAAUAAAACAAAUGUACACACAAUGCACAAUACUCUUGAUACGCUUGUAAUCAGGGUGAGGAAGCAAAGCAAAAUGCUUGUACGAGUAAUAGAGUUUGCUUAAAAGGGUAUACAUGCAUCUCUGAAGACUUAUAGAGACUUAACACAUUUUGGAAGUCCCAUGACCUACCGCACUAAAAGAAUGCUGUAGGCACGCACGUAAGGACACGGAAGUCACAUACAAUUUGAUGUCUAGUUUUGAAGUCAUGGAUCAUAGUAGUAUAAUUAUAAUGUUCACACACAUUUUGACUCGUUUUCACCGUUUAUUACUUGUAUUCCAUGGCAACUUACGUACUGACUUGAUUUAUAUAAGUACGUGUAUUGAUUUAUCAACUAUUCAUCAUGUCGUUCUUCUUUCAAUAAUUUGUUUUGACAU